This is a messenger RNA of Torulaspora delbrueckii, 1989 nucleotides long. It is a transcript of the gene CAT2, whose product is annotated as carnitine O-acetyltransferase CAT2. Gene Ontology annotation, biological process: carnitine metabolic process. NCBI's taxonomy places the organism in Eukaryota, Fungi, Ascomycota, Saccharomycetes, Saccharomycetales, Saccharomycetaceae. Gene Ontology annotation, cellular component: peroxisome; mitochondrion. The coding region runs from base 1 to 1989 and encodes 662 amino acids. The transcript has a single exon. Gene Ontology annotation, molecular function: carnitine O-acetyltransferase activity. The record is from RefSeq and is a predicted model, not a curated record.
AUGAAAACUUACCGUGGACGUCUUAUGCAAUUACCCUUAACUAGAAGAAUGUCUUCGAGCUCGCAGAGAUUUCCCAUCUUGCAAAGAUUUCCUUUUGAGACGCAAAAUGGUGAACACUAUUGGGCUUAUAAAGAUAACGAAGCUCAUAGGAGCACAAGAGCGAAUUAUAAGGGUGAUACCUUUUCCCAGCAGUCGAAGUUGCCCUCUCUGGGAGUCCCCGAAUUGGAGCAGACUAUAAGCAAGUAUUUGCAAACGAUCAAACCUUAUUGUAGUGAAUCAUCGGAAUAUGCAAGACAAGAAUUGUUAUGUAAGGAUUUUGUUGAUAAUUUGGGACCCGUUUUGCAAAAAAGAUUAGUUGAAUUUGCUUCAAACAAGAGAAAUUGGAUGUCUGAAUUAUGGGAUAAUCAAGCAUAUUUGGAGUAUAACGAUCCCGUUACACCUUAUGUGUCGUAUUUUUAUUCUCAUAAACCUUUGCCUACAAGCCACAGGUCUAUUGAUUCGGAUCCAUUGUUGAAAGCUACUGCUAUCGUUGUUACUGUCUCACGGAUCAUCGAAUCUUUGAAGGAUGAAUCUCUUCCUGCAGAGAUUGUCAAGGAUUCCCCCUUUUGUAUGAACAGUUUCCAUCUAAUGUUUAACACAAGUCGUUUGCCAGGUUUGCCUCAGGAUAAUCGCGAUACGAACGUUUUUUACUCGAUCUACGAGAACAACUAUAUUGUUGUCGCAUACAAGGGUAAUUUUUAUAAACUUAUCACUCAUGAUCCUCAUACUGCCAAGCCCCUGGAGCCUAAUGCCAUCUGGACUCAGUUUUAUUCUAUCGUGAACGAAAAGAGUGCCCAUCUUAACAUCGAGACAAAUUCUGGUGUUGGUCUAUUGACGACUCUUGCGCGUGACCAGUGGCGCAGUGCGUACAGAGAUCUUGUUAAGAACCCUCUGUCGAAGGAAUCCCUAGAGGUUAUUCACAAGGCUGCUUAUUUGGUUGCGUUGGAUGAUUCUAUCCCUGUGACACUUGAAGAAAAAUCGAGGAACUUGUGGCAUGGGAAUGGGUUCAACCGGUACUUUGACAAAUCUUUACAGUUUAUCGUUGCACAAAAUGGUUCGUCUGGCUGCAUGAACGAGCAUUCGAAGAUGGAUGGUACGCCUACUUGCUUCUUGAAUGACUAUGUGUGUCGGCAAAUCUCAAAGUUGAAUCCAGAAACGUUUACAAAAGCAGUGCAUAGAAGCGCGAAAGAACAUGAAGUAACUCACUUGCCCUUCCUAAUUACACCUGCGGUGAAAGAGUGGAUUAACGUUGCGCAAGAUUCCUUCAAUGCAGAGAUUCUUCAACACGAUCUGCGUGUUUGGCAUUACAACAGAUUGGGUAAGAAAUUCAUCAAGAAGAAUGGUAUGUCACCGGAUGCCUUCAUUCAGCAGGUAAUUCAACUCGCGGUGUACAAAUAUUUGGGUAAACAGUUGCCCACUUAUGAAGCAGCUUCCACUAGAAGAUUCUUUAAGGGACGUACCGAGGCAGGUAGACCAGUAUCUGAACCAUCCCACGAUUUUGUCACCGCAUGGGAGAACCCUAAAUCUUCAACAAGUGAAAAGGUUUCACUGUUGAAGAAAUCGGCCAAGUUCCAUUCUGACUACUUGAAAGCUGCCGCAGCAGGCCAAGGUGUGGAUCGUCAUUUCUUUGGUCUAAAGAAUAUGCUGACCUCAACUGACUCAGUACCACCUUUGUUCACAGAUUCCUUAUUCAACUACUCUUCCACUUGGUUAAUCUCAACCUCACAACUAUCUUCCGAGAUGUUUGACGGGUACGGAUGGUCUCAAGUCAACGAUAAUGGGUUCGGUCUCGCUUACAUGUUGAACAACGAUUGGUUACACAUUAACAUCGUCAACAAGCCACUAGCCAGUGGUUUAAGUGUAGACAGGCUACACUACUAUUUAAAUGUGGCAGCAGAUGAGAUUCACGAUGCGUUGAUCGCAGAAGAAGGGCUCAAGGCCAAAUUAUAA